Pectinophora gossypiella (pink bollworm) is the source of this 892-nucleotide messenger RNA. RefSeq lists its product as uncharacterized. The transcript is spliced from 3 exons. The coding region runs from base 338 to 892 and encodes 184 amino acids. NCBI's taxonomy places the organism in Eukaryota, Metazoa, Arthropoda, Insecta, Lepidoptera, Gelechiidae. The record is from RefSeq and is a predicted model, not a curated record.
UUACUCCACCUACUUUGGCACUAGUCCUAGAUUAUCUUGCCUACUUCAUCCUACUUUAUUUAAUGAGUGACUUUAGUAACGUUCACAGAAGGUGCAUACCUCAAACAUACUACCUGAUAUAAACGUAUUCAGAAGCUAAAACGAAGACACGUUUGACAGUCCUAAUAGGAGCCCCGAGUGCACUCGUCGGGAAUUCAGUCAAUGUAUCCCAGUGACAUGGUGGUUCGUCAUACUAUGGACAGCAGAGAGUGCCGUACUGGACCCGGCGCUGCACCUCUAUCCUAGUCCACCACUUACAAACAAAAAUGACCUGGGAAACCUCUGGGGUCAGGCCAGAAUGGAACGCGACGCCGACUUGAGCGUGAUACCUAUUGAACAAAUUAAAUCCACCUCGCAGGCUACAACUCCUACGACGACAGACCAGGAAGAUAUUAUGGUUCCAAUUCUGAAAACGAAACAUAAAUGCACAUUAUCCACUUCUUCGACAAAGGAAGAAGAACCGAAUCCUACAACAAUGAUAGAUGUAAAGGACCAACCAACCGUACCAACAGCAUCUGCCUCUGAUGACGACGAAUCAAUGGAAAAAUCCGAAACCAUAUGGCCGUUUCUGCGUUCUACACGACCUCAUAUCGGGAUCCACAUUCCUUUGACGUUCAGCCUUAGAGGGUCGUAUGGGAGAUACGGCACCGGCGCAGGCGUGAUCGGUAGCAGCUACGCCAGUGUGGAUACUGAAGGGGAUGGACUGUUCAAGCUGUAUGGAAAGUCUGGACUGGCGGGAAGCAGUUACGGAUCAUAUGGUGGAAUUGGUGGGACCAGGAUAUAUGGGAAUGGGGGCGGUCCUGCUUGGAGUGGGUGGGGGAACGGUAAAUGGGGUCAUUAUGGCAAGGGUUAA